UGUUCGUCGCGUCGAGAAUCUUGUUUGAUCUUGCUACUGCUGUUUUUGCAGUUUGUCAAGAUUCUCUUUGAAUUAAUCGAGCAAUUUCGAGAUGAACGCGAAAGAAAACUCCACGGCAUCGAUGGCGAAAGGUACAAACGCAUCGAACGUGAAACUCUACGGCAAGAUCGUGUUGACGUUGCAAAAUUGUCUCCUGCCUGAGGAAAAAUUCAACUCUACCCCAUCGCAUCUGGAUGGACUGGAUGCGGAAACCGAAACGGACUUGCGGAUACUGGGAUGCGAACUUAUACAGACAGCCGGUAUCCUCCUAAAAUUACCGCAGGUUGCAAUGGCUACAGGACAAGUAAUAUUCCAACGAUUUUAUUAUAGCAAAUCUUUAGUUAGACACAAUAUGGAAACAACUGCAAUGGGUUGCAUCUGCUUAGCCAGCAAAAUUGAGGAAGCACCUAGGCGUAUCAGGGAUGUCAUUAACAUUUUUAAUCACAUAAAACAAGUAUCCAGCCAAAAAGCAAUACAACCUGUAAUUCUUGAUCAGAAUUAUGUGGCUUUAAAGAACCAAGUGAUCAAGUCAGAGAGAAGAGUGUUGAAAGAACUGGGUUUCUGCGUUCAUGUAAAACAUCCUCACAAGAUUAUAGUUAUGUAUUUGCAAGUGUUGGGAUAUGAGAAAAAUCGCACGCUAAUGCAGCAAAGCUGGAAUUAUAUGAACGACUCAUUGCGUUCUGACGUGUUUUUGCGCUAUCAGCCAGAAACAGUGGCUUGUGCUUGUAUUUAUUUAGCCGCUCGUCAAUUACAGCUGCCUCUACCAACGACACCCGCUUGGUUCUCGGUGUUUAGAGUCAGCGAAUAUGCAAUCAGAGACGUAUGUCGACGUAUACUGCGUCUUUACUCACGACCGCGUGUACGACCCGAACAAUUGGAAAAACGCGUCGAGGAAUUGCGACGUCAGUAUGAAGAGGCUAGAACCAAGGCGCGCGGUGGAGACAUUGACGGGCAUACACCGAGUCCACCGUUGCCAAAACAUCACAACGCAUGGGGUGGAUUUAUCAGUCGCAGCGGCACACAUGCAGCCCCCGAAAGAACGAAAUCACCCAGACGCUCAAAAUCUCCAAGUACUUCCCCAUCACGAGGCGAAGAAACAAAGUAUUCAAAUAAGCGAAAAAGGCAUAGCAGAAGUAGAUCCCGAAGUCACAGUCAUAGUAGAUCUAGCAAACCCAAAAAGACUCAACGAAGGCGAUCAGGUAGCCACAAGUCAUCACGAAGAUCGCGUAGUUAUAGAUCACGAAGUCGAUCUCGGGAUAGGGAUUUGGAGAAAUCAAGCAAACAUCGUAGUAAACGUAGUAGACGACUACACUAAAUACUAAUGUAUAGUCAGCACUUUUACAUUAUGUUGUGAGAUAUCAUAGGCUUAAUUUACAUCGUGCUCUUAAUACGGGUACUAACUAGUAACUUUAUAUUGAAUUAUCUUAAUUUCGGCGAUAUAUGUAAACAUAUACAU
Molecule: messenger RNA, 1495 nt
Organism: Trachymyrmex cornetzi
Lineage: Eukaryota; Metazoa; Arthropoda; Insecta; Hymenoptera; Formicidae
Product: cyclin-L1
Exons: 4
Coding region: 92-1354 (420 amino acids)
Biological process (GO): regulation of transcription by RNA polymerase II
Molecular function (GO): cyclin-dependent protein serine/threonine kinase regulator activity
Source: RefSeq, a predicted model, not a curated record